This is a messenger RNA of Erythranthe guttata (spotted monkey flower), 806 nucleotides long. RefSeq lists its product as uncharacterized. NCBI's taxonomy places the organism in Eukaryota, Viridiplantae, Streptophyta, Magnoliopsida, Lamiales, Phrymaceae. Gene Ontology annotation, cellular component: nucleus; mitochondrion. The record is from RefSeq and is a predicted model, not a curated record. Gene Ontology annotation, biological process: mitochondrion organization.
UUUUGUUCUAACCACGUAUUAUCAUUCCCAGAAGUUUCUCUCACCUAGGUUUUCAUCGUCGUCGCCCUCUCCAGCAAAAAAGGAAAUCAUGCCUCGCCGUAGCUCCGGUGGAAGGUCUUCCCGCCCAGCUCCUCGUCCUGCAGCACGCAGUCCACCUCCUCAAAAAGUGAACAAUGCUCCUCCGCCAGCUGUUCAAACUGGCUCUGGUGGAUCCAUGCUUGGAGGCAUUGGUUCAACCAUUGCCCAAGGAUUGGCAUUUGGUACUGGAAGUGCUGUUGCACACAGGGCUGUAGAUGCUGUUAUGGGCCCUCGUACAAUUCAACAUGAAACAGUUUCCUCUGAAGCUGCAGGAGCCCCAGCUCCAACCAGCAUGGGUGGUUCUGAUGCUUGCGGCAUGCACACCAAGGCAUUCCAGGACUGCCUGAAUACCUCUGGAAGUGACAUCAGCAAGUGCCAGUUCUACAUGGAUAUGUUGGCUGAUUGCAGAAGAAGCUCUGGCUCUAUGAUGAGUUAAUUGUGUUCGUCUGGUUCAUCAUUCAUUGUUAUGGAGGGACUAUGAAAGGGAUCACAUAAUUAUUAUUGGAUUUUGCUGUUACAUUUGAAUGUGGUUUUACAAGGGCCAACUGAAAAUAAAGUGUACUUUCUGUGAACACUUACGCCAGAAAUUGUGCAUUUAAAGCAUAUUUCGAUAUCUGCUUAAAUUUUUAUGUGCACCAUUGCUUACUUUUAGCUGUUGGCAGUCUAAGAACGCACUAGGCAAUGUUGAAUUUUUGAAUCUUCAAGAAAUGGGUUUUUCUGUUCGAAUU